This is a messenger RNA of Homarus americanus (American lobster), 12058 nucleotides long. RefSeq lists its product as uncharacterized. NCBI's taxonomy places the organism in Eukaryota, Metazoa, Arthropoda, Malacostraca, Decapoda, Nephropidae. Bases 565 to 9888 code for a protein of 3107 amino acids. The transcript is spliced from 12 exons. The record is from RefSeq and is a predicted model, not a curated record.
CAGCCUCAGUGUCCACUCCUCCCUGUGUCUGUGAACGUCUGUCCCGCUCCCUCCCAGGUUUUUUUUACUGUUAUACAAACCAGUCAUAACAACUAUAAAAACCGCUUGACAAUGAAGAAACAUAAUCCACGCUGCCAGGGUUACGGCCACCAGCGACAAGUUAUCAGCCACGGAACUGUAACUCACUCAUGAAACGAAAAUAACACGAAAUAACAACACGAAAAUAACAAGAAACAGAUGAUAACGCAAAAGAACAGAUGAUAACGCAAAAGAACAAAAAAUAACACGAAACACUACCAAAAAAUAAAUCCCCCAAUAAAACAAAAUAAAUCAAGUGGAAAAUACCAAACGUGAAAUAACAAAAUAACGAAGAAUAACAUUAGAUGAAAUAAGAAAAAUAACAAUAAGAAUAAUGAUAAUGACGUGUGUUGUGAAGAUACGUGACUGUCUCUCUGGUCAGGUGUUGGCAGACUGACCCUGUGUGAGUGUGUUUGAGGAGACGGGAAGAGGCACAGCUUAACACAUCUUUUACGACGCGGAGCAAAGGUCGCCCUACAGCAGGAGAUGGACACCGCCUCCAUUGAUCUCUUCUGGUCUCAGGGCCGAAGAGAGUCGUCGUGGUCGUCUGUGACAAGUCGUCCACCAGUCAGCCUCCACGACCCCCUGCCAGUGUUGGACCUUGAUGCUCUACAGGUGGCUCUGACGCGGUUGGAUCACUCGCCACAGAAGGGGAAGGCGUACGUGGGUCGGAGCGGCGCCCUCAGUCACCGCCGACCACCGUCCCGCAGUUCUAGACGGUCCUCCGCCGACAGUCUCCAGCUGCUCCUCGACCAGCAAGACCUCGACACCGACCUGGUCAUCCCGAGGGUAGUUAAUAUCGAGGUACAGUUCGAGGGUAAAGCCAAGGAUCGUAAACAGAAAGAGAGGCAGGUCGCCGGUAAACAAACAGGGAGCUUUAAGGAGCACAGAGACGAGAGACAGUUUGCUUGUAAACAAAUAAGAGACGUCAAGGAUCACAGAGAAGAGACAGAUAUCAAUCAUACACAAGCAGAAGACACCAAGGAGCAUAAAAAACAGAGACAUUUCCCUUGUAGAGACACACGAGACUUUAAGAAUCACAGCCUCAGCUUCAGGGAGGAGCUGAACGACGCGCUUGAAGCUAAACACAAACCAGAACGGAAACAAGAGGAGAGUAACAAGCCGAGAGGUCUUGACGCCCGGCAGGAGAUACGGAGAAAACUCUUUGAGAAUCGCUAUAGGAGAUCUGAUGCUUCUGUCGGAGGAUCCAACCCUCUGCUGAACAACUUCUCGAGCGAGUCUGAGGAAUCCUUCAGGAGGAUCAAGGAGGAGGUCGCUCGCUUGGCCGCUAAGAGGAGAUCCUCGAGUGAUAUAAGUGACUCCAGGACACCAAGUGACUACUCGUUUUCCUGCGGGUCAGCACAAGAGGACGAGAGGAGGGAGAGCCUCAGGAGGUGGAGUGAGGAGAGGGAGUCUGUGUUUGACUCAGCCAGUCUCCUCCUCGACAAGAACUUAGAGGAGAAUCGGUCGUCGUCGGAGGCAGAUGUCGUUAUCAGUGACCGGGAGAGCAUCGCUGACUCAGGCCUGGUGAAUCGACGGACUGUGAUCACCAUCAACGAGAAGAAGAGCAAGUCUGCUUCCAGCCUCACGCCCGAGGAGCCGACAACACCGCUGUGGGUCAGAGACUUACAGACGAGGAGAUCUCUCAGGGGCAAGGAUCAAGCGCCCCCGAGGUUAAUUCCCAUUGAAAUCGAUCAAGAUUUUGAAGGAGGAAUAAAUGUUUCCAUCGUGAGUCAGACAGAACCCAACAGGAAGGACAGCACCUCGCGUAUGUACGUUCGUCAGAGUGACUCAGAAAACAGACCUUCUAGAGCCAGCGCCUUCAACGUCAGGAGAACUAUAGAGAAACGACAGAUACAGCAAGAGAGACGUGAGAGAAGAGCUCUGAGAGAAAAGAUCAGAGAACAGCUGAGAAGUCUCUCUGAGGGACGAGAGCGUAAGGACUCGUCCACGUCUCAUGGAUCCUCAGUCCAUCUCAGUCAAAAUUCAGUCCGGUCUAAGUCUAUGAGCUCACUGGACCAAGAUCAAGAAGACUUCAGAAGCGAGUCUCCUCUGUUCAAGGUUCAGUCUAGCCCGACGCUCGAGAAGGAGAAAGAAGAAGUGAGAAGUUACCUGUUCGGUGUUUCUAACCUGACAGAGAGCGGUGACGUGUCCCCGACCUCCAGGGAGGACACACAGUUGACCUCCAGGGACACUGCACAACCCAGCGACAACCAGCAGGAACCUCGCAAGACCUACGGCUUCGUGCGGCCUCAGCCUUGGCAGUGGACACAGUCGUGGGACUCGCUCAAGACUGCCCGAGAGGAAGUGAACGAGAGAAAGAGUCGCAAAGUCAGUAAGUCAGUAGACUCAGUUCAGAAUUCCUCUGACGUUGGCAGUCGACAGUCAUCGUUUCAGUCGAGUAUCUUAGAGCUCGGGUCUUCUAAGCCGUCUUGGCAGGACUACAAUCUUCGCCAGACGGAGCACAGGACACACCUCCUCUCCUCGGUGAUAAGUCCUCCCCUUGACAGCCUCGAGAGUACCAGCUCGUGUCCUCCAGUUCUGUCAACACUUGACCCAGACACAGCCAAGCGGGACAACUUAUCUCCCGUACGUGAGGAAUUUUCCCCCAACAAUCCCCCAGUCCCGCCUCCUCGGAGGAACAGAUUAAGUUCGUCGACCGGACAAAUCACACUGGAGGAAGAAGAUAAACCUAACUGGAUCCGACUGGCAAAGGAGCGACGGAGUCUUCGGGCAGCUAAGCAGGUGGAUCAGCUGUCCGAUAGAGCCUCGACUGCCAGUAAGGAGCCAGAGUGGGUCGCCAGAGCUCGCAAGAAGCUCGAGUCACUCAAUGUGACACUCACAAGUACCACCGAUUUUAGCUGCGCAAGUUCCUGCGUCACUGAAUCAUCAUCUGCUUGGAGUAGAGGUGGUCUGGACGCUCUCGAUGAUCUGAAGGAGGAAACUUCGCGGAUUGGUGAAGAACUGGCCGAGGAAGCUUCUGCCAGGGUGAACGAAGAAUUAGGGUUACACAAAGACAGCAGCAGGAUGUUGGAACACAACACGGAACGUUCUCGAGAACCUUCUGCUGAGAGGCCGCGGGUGUCCUUCGAGCCAUCUGCAACUGAGGCUUCCGAUGGUGAUUCAAGCAGAAGAUUACGUACUCGGAAGCCCCAGAAGGAUGAGGUCCGCUUCGGUGACCUCAAGCACGACUGGGGCGGCGCUCAGACUAAAGCAACAAAAACUAGCAACGGGAAGCAGAAAGAAAUGCGAUUUGGUGAGAUCCAGGUGAAAGAGACGCUGCCUGAACCUCCGGAGAGAACGAAAGCAAUGAGGUUUGGUGACCACGUCCCGUCAUCGUCGACUCAGAAAGCUCAAAGUAACUCAAGUGCGACGAAUGGUAGCCGUCCCGUGAUGCGCUUUGGUGACACUCCGCUCAACCUCUUCCCCGCCUCCGAGCCCAAAGGCCCACAAAGUAGCUCCAAGUUCGAGUCGGUGGCUGGACCAGACCCGACCAAGAUGACAGCGGAGCAGCUCAACCAGAACGUCGAGGAGUACGACUUCCCGAUCCCUACAGGUAACGAGGAUGCUUCUGAGCUGAUGAGGUUCCUCGAGGAGAGCUUAAAGAGGACAGAGGUCGUUCCUGAAGUAGUAAUCCUGGAAGAUCACCGCCCGAAGCCCAAGAGCAUCCUGAAGAGGCGGUCAGUUGAGAACGUCCUACACGAGCUGAAGAGAGAAGAGCGAGGCGAGGUGCUUCAAAAGGUAGAACACCGGAAGAGCGCGUCCUUUGACUGGGACUCCGUAGGUAAGGGAGCUGAUGCAGGCUUGGACAACAUGGGUCACACCAGAAAUAUCGUACACAGGUUAAGCAGGGAACACCACAAGCCACACUCAGAUACUCUCCAUAAAGCUAAACCACAACCACAACCACCACAACAACACCAACACAACCCAACAACCAUCACCACCACCACAGCUACAACUACUGCAACUAAUGGCAGCUUCUUUAAUGUCAAACUUCGGCAUGUGUCAUCUAACAAGCGCGAACCAGCAGUCACUAACGAACCGCUUCGCUUCCACUCAGAACACUCGCUACACAGACGGCCACAAGCUGUCUGCCUCAACACAGAGAGACACAGUGGAGACUUCUCAUCCCUCAAUACAUUUACCAGCAGUCGGGAGAUCCGUCUCGAGCCCCGUAGGAUCUCUACUACAGGCGGCGACAGUCACGGGUCCUCCUCCGCCUCCAGUCAGGAGUCCCUCUCGGACUCUGGGGGCGUCUUAAGCCACUGCGAGACAGACAGAGCCGUCAGCGAGGUGAAAGACGACGACGAUCACCGCUACGAGAACAACAAAACGACAAUAAGGAAGUUAAGGACGACAGACAUCCCGAGAAGAGACGAGGAUAGACGAGUCACUAAACGAGACACAAGCAGCGACCACGACAGUAGACGAGACCUUCUUCCUAAACCCACAGUGUCGUCCACCAUCACGUGCACCAGCAGGAAGGUGGUGACAGUAGGCAGUAAGAGUGUGAGGGAGCUGCUACAGAGGGUGCAGGAGCCUCCUUCACCAGCCUGGGGCACCUGCAGGACCGGGCGAGGCUUGGCUACUACAGAGCCCAAGGACGACAUCAACGUCCCCCUCCACGGUGACCCCCUUGUGAGUGCCUCCAAUGUUGAUGAGAUGGAGGCUGACUUUAUCCUCACCUCCAGUGCCAGACUCCAUGACUCCAGUGACACACAUAACCUCAACUUCCAACUUGACCUGAAUUCUCAAUCUAACCUCCACCCACAACCCCAUCCCCACCUUCAACCCCACCUCUUCCCACAGUCCCAUCUCCUCUCUGACGUUCCCCAACACAGGAGCGAGACGACCUCCUCCCUCCUAGGUCCCGAGGACAACUGUGCUCCGGGUGCUGUGGACAGAGUUGUCCUCGUAAGUACUGAUGAAUCAUUGAAUAAGACGGAUGAGUCAGUCGAGGGCGAAGAUUCAGCUAAACUCGGUGAAUCAAGCAGUGAAUCAGAGAACACAACAAAGAACCACCAAGAGAUGAUUGAUGCAAAUCAGGAAGACCAUAAGGAAGAGAAACAGGAAAACUCUAAACUGGAGAUAUACUGCGAAGAAGAGGCCACAGUCAGUGAACAACUGGGGAGCCUCGACACUCACCAGGAUCUACUAACACCACACCAGUCCACACUCACCAUACACCCAGCUUAUCUUGCCUCUUACCAACUCACGCCAGUUGUCGUACAGUCACCCGCCACCAUAGAGGAGGAGCAGCGCCCCAGCCUCCACACUGCCUCCUCCAAUCCCUCCUCGACUCAAGAGGAUAACACCUCCUCCACGACCCCCCAAAUUGGCUACCGCCACCAGACCCCAGACCACUUCGAUGACUGCCCAGGCCCCUCCACCUACUACCACCAUGAUGGACGUACCACCUUCAGCUCACACCAUGGCGCCCACGCCUCCUUCAACCACCACAGAGGAAGCCACGCCUCCUUCACCCACCAUGAGGGAAGCCACGUCUCCUUCACCCACCAUGAGGGAAGCCACGCCUCCUCGCUACCUAGGACUGAGGGACCCACCACCAAGCUGCCAGCCAAAAUGUUUAGUUUCACUUUCAGUGCCGACCAAAAGACCCGACCCGAGACCUUCUUCACAGAGCUCGAGGAGGAUUCAUUAGUGCAUUUAAAGACACAGAAGGAGGUUGAGAACAUUAGGAGAACUGAGGGAAUGAAGACAUUUACUGUUAUUACUAACCCAAGGGAUGUGCUUAAACAUGACUCUCACAGUGACCGAACUAGUGUGAACGGUCAUGUAAUCACCCCGCCCAUGGCCUCUCACACCCCGCCCAUGGCUUCUCAUGCCCACCUCAGCAAAUCAAAGUCAAAUAAAAUUGGUCCUCAUAGUCAAAAGUUGAGUGAACAAUGUGCCAAGAGUAGCGGCGAAGUUCCUAUAAAACCUUACAGAAUGAAGACGACGAGUCAGAGUCACACCAGCGGCGGCGAGAGGAGAAAGAUCGAGGACAAAGCUGUCGAGGGAAGCCACCAUAAGCACAAGGUCCACCAAGUGACGGUGGAGGUGGUGAACGACGAAGACCAAAGAAAAAUAUCAUCUAAGAGGAGAGAAGAAGAGAGAAGAAGAAGCAGUUUGCUAGAGUGGGAAGCUUUACAGCGACAGAGACUCGAGGAUGAGGAGAAGAAUCGCAUCAACAAGAACCUCUCCAUGAAGCCCGUGUCCACCAAGAUCAAGGAGCUGGUCAAGAUGCAUGGCAGCUUCAUGUCCAUGUUCAGUAAAGACAAGAAAACAGACAUAAACGGUACAGUGGAUGGUAAAGAUGACAUUGUGUUCCGGAAGAUGUCCUCAGAGAACCUACACUCAGAUCUGAAGAACGACUCGAUAAAGGAGAUCCCGAUGGUGCCCAUGAAGUCUCCCUACAUCGUGAAGAAGCUUCUCUCUCCUACAAAACACACAAGUUCCUAUGAAGAGUCUCAACGCAGGAGCCGCCGAGAUUCAUCCAAGUCACCAACCCGCCGAUCAAGUUCUGCCACACGGAAGGAUUCCUCAAAGACUCGUGCAUCAGAAGACAAGAAGGAUCACACCUCUCACAGGAUCCUCACUGAGAGUAACUGGAAGAACUCCGCCACCAACAGACCGACGACCAGUGCCAUUGGCCAGAAGUUAAGAUCGUCCAGUUCACCGUCGUCGAGGAGGAGAAAGACGCCGAUCACAUCCUCGUCACCAGACCGAUCAGAGAGAAGUAGAGAAAAGGAUACUCUGUCAAAGCCUCGAGGAAGUCACUCAGCCGAGCCAAGAGCCUCUGAGUCGAGACUACGAGCGAGAGACAGAGAUGACUCAUCCAAGUCUUCAAAAAAAUUCUCCCCUCCAGUUCCCCCAAAACCGAUCAACCUUCAUGAAAAGACUCAGUCAUAUCCCUCACCUUAUCUGGAGGUGAAGAGAAGAGAGUCAGCCGACCGUGAGAAGGAUAAGGAUAAAUGCCAAACGUCUUUCAGUUUCGAGAAGCGCAUGAGUGAAGGAAGGUCGAGCAUCAAAGACCCCAAAAACAGGAAGGAAUGGCUCAACAAAAUGCUCAAUACUUUAUCCUCUGAACAAAUAUCUUCCCUCGAUAGAACAAGUCCAACAAGUCCAUCAGCAGCGACAGCCACGCCCCCUUUAAGCCCAUCAAAACUACGCUCCAAUAGAAACAUUUACCGAGACAGCUUACAAACUGAAGAAGAUCCUGAUGAAAUGUUACAAAAUUUUACACCUGUUCCUCCAGCUAGAAGGUCGACUCCUUCCUCUAAACUCUCAGCUAAGCCUCAACACUCAACACCUACAAAGUACACAACACCAUCUACUAGCAUCGCCUCGCCCAAAGCCUCCGCCUCCAGCUCAAUACCCGUGACCCCCAUCAAGCCAGCGGUGCCCCCUAAAUACCUGUCAACGUUCCUCGCCAUGUCUUCCACUGAUCAUGUAGACAUCACCUGUGCCUCUAAGACAAACGCAUCUUUCCCUUCAACUCCGACAUCUUUAAGAUCGUCAGUCAGGGAGGCCCUCCAGUCUGACCAGUCACAAGUGUGUAAUGGUAGACGAGGACCAGUUAGUCUCUCCUCCAUCUUGGGUGACUGUUCCUCAAGGUCGUCCUCAAUGACUUCCACGCCGCUGACCUCUCCCAGAGCGACGCCAGAGAGAGUCCUCAAAAGAGAUUCUCUCGAUUUGACGUCAAAACUUGAUGUGAUACUCGAGUCCUCCUUGAGGGAUGGACGGAGGGUGACAGUCCCUGGCGAUGAACACAAGGAAAACAUCGCUCCUUCUCCCAGUACAAAGAGAAAUAAGGAACCCUGUGAGAAAGACAUUGAAGAGAAGGAAAGUUCGAAUGUUCCUUUGGCAUCUUCCUUCACAUCCUCCUUCAGAUUAAGAGACAGAAGCGAAGAGAGAAGGAGAGGCACAAGGAGGGAGGAUGAAGACAGGAGCCCACAGAGGGAGAUUAAGAGCUCGUGGCAGCCGUCGGUACACAAACCUUUCACUUUUACUAAACCUUCCGUGACGCUGAAGGCCAUGACGUCUGGUGUUGAUCCUCAGAGGGUCGCCACCAGUAAGACUUCCUCGCUGCACAAAGAUAAUGUUCCUCACACCUCGUACCUGUCGUCGUGUCUUGUCCCCGGCCACCACGACAACAAAAAAUAUUCCCCAGACAAAAAUAACUCCAUAGUGAGGAAGUCAGAGGUUAGGGAUAAUCCGGACUCUUUUACAUCCAGGUAUGCCCACGAAAGACUCUCUUUACGUGGGAGAGUUCCUGAGUCACCGUACAAAGGUGCGACAGAGAACAGUUCUGCGGUGGGUGGUGAAGGCAGAAGACUCUCCUCAAAGGGAUACGAACCCUUGUCAUCGAGGUUUUCUAAAGAAAGAUCAUCACUGAGAUCGAGAGAGCCAUCAGAGAGAUCUACCCCUGACAGAGACACUGGCCCCGUCUCCCUCUCCACCAUCUUGUCCAAGGACGAUGGGACCAAAGACUCACCCAUACCUGAAGAACCUUCCAACUUCCAGUUCAAACCAAACCUUUCCUUCUCUGAGGAAAUGAAUGAUCUAACUCACAGGUACCGCACAGACAUGGCAAUCAGACGGUCGUCCUCAGAAGACACCUCGAGUGGCAGGUUACCUCACGCCACCACCUAUGACAGUGAUGACGUGUUUGAUAAUAACUCGACACAGGAUGGAGGAGACAAGACGAGAGAGUCCAGUUUAGAACCACAGUCCAAAGAGUCCUCGCCAGCACGAGAGGUCAGAGUAGUAAGACAAUGCAAGAAUAACAAGGAAAAGUCUCCAGGGCGAAGAGCAGCGAAGGAAUCAUCACCGAGCCCGUCCGGUCCAAAAGGCCUCCCGAAGACGUCUUCAACCAGCCCCAGUAAGUCUAGGAGCCGCGUCGUCCGUCGGAAUUCUAGUUUGAAGAGGUAUCGCCCUGAGGAUCAAGGAGGCUCCGUGAGGAUCAAGAAGGAGCGAAAGGAUUCCGAGGAUGACCCGGCGGACCAUAAAGACGAGACGAUCGUACAGAACGACGCGGGCUGGACCAAGACUAAGACCACUGUCAGGAGGGCCAGACUGGGGUCCUCAGAGAAGGCACGGCAGAUAGUCCGCACCAACAGCGGCAAGACAAGGAAGGAGAAAACGUUCAAAGCCAACGCAUCCAAGGACCUGGAGGACUGGGCAGCCGGCACAAGCGUUCAGGGCAAACUAAUGAAAAAGGAAGGUCAAAAGUUCAGCCACGAGACGGAGGAGGAGGUGAAGGGAGGGCAGCGCACCAGUAAGAGUGUGGUGAGGCGAGUAGUGAGGAGAGGCUCUCGGAGACUAUCUGGAGGAGGAGAGCUGCUCACCGAGACCAAGGAGACCUCUUCUACAGGAGCGAGUAAGGAUGGAGCCGUGGUAGGCGAAGGAAGUGGACGAGAAGGAGGAGGACAAGAGGUACAGAAGAAGCAGGAGGAGGAUGAGAACGAGGGAGCGGUGGUGGUGGCUGUUGAGGAUGGAGUCUCCCGUAGGAUGAAGACCAAGACAGACGGUGAGAGGUACAUGACGCAGUCUGUGUGUGACAAGGGCGGCAGGACCACCUACACCACCGAGGGCGUCAAUAACAAGACCACCAACUCCCUCGAGGUCAUAGGAGGCGACGACUUCGACGCCAAGAGAGAGGUGCAAGGUCGUACAGGUCACCGUGUCGUGGUGGAGCGAACCAAGGACAACCUAGGUCGUCCCUCUACUGUGGUUAAGAAAAUCACCUCGCAGUCCAGGGUCGUGAUAACCAAAACGAAGCGAAAGUUACCUGUGGUGGUAUAACAGAGGCGAGGACACACACACACACACACCUGCCGCCCUCACCUGUCCCCCCUCAUCACUCUCACCUGUGCAAGAGUUGGUACAAAGAAAGAGAAGAAAAUUUACUCGACGGCUGAAGAAACCUCUACCAAGACAAGAUGGUGGACACACACACACACACACUUGAUGCUCGAUAAAGAAUUUUAAACCUAUGCAAUUGGGGGCUUUGUGAUUUAUAUACAUAUACAUACAUACACAUACGUGACUGUAUAUAUAAAUGUAUUAUCGGAUAUAGUGUAACUGGUUUCUUUUCGAACUAUAUCAAGAUAGUAAUAAAACUGUGGUAUUUGUAAUUAUUUCACGAAAGAAUGUAAGUCACGUCACUAUGUUCCUAGAAUAACCCGGGACAGUAGUUCCAUCAGCUGCCACUAGAGGGAAGCUAUCGUUCAGGGUUUACAAUGACUCGUAAGACCCAGAAAUUUGUCAUCAACCCCAAACUGGCGACAUCAGAACGUAUUUAAAGGCCUCAGUUAAUAAAUAGAGACAAAAAAUAGUGUUUAAAUUAUAUUGGGAUGAUUAUUAUUACUUAAGAUAUAGGUUUUAAUGUCACCAGCUAGGAGGACCAAUAAUAUUAUAGGUUUUACGAGUGUUAAGAUCCUCUGAGGUUUAUGAUUGGCUAGGUGGAGAGAGAAAGAGAAGGGGGUGUGGUUAUCGUAGCUGGGUGGUAGUUCUUAACAUUAACCUCUAUUACUAAUUCUUGGAUAUAGUGCAUUUAUUUUUUCCUUACUAGUCUGUGAUAUUCUCCCCAUGUGUACUGAUGCUCUCACUCUCCUGUUUGUCUCUUAAGGGAUAUUAUUAUUUUUUUUCUCGCAUUUUCGUUCGCAUUUACGAUAUUUUUUUCUCUUCUCUUCUUGUUCUUCUUCAUUCUCCUCUUCCUCCUCCUUCAGUACACAUUACUCACAAGUGCUCACUGAUUAUUUUUGUUUGUACUCCAAUGUAAUAAUGAUGUGCUAAUGUACUCAUGACGUCUAAUGUACUCAUGACGUCUAAUGUACUUAUGACGUCUAAUGUACUCGUGACGUAUGGUUGUAGAAUGACUGUAAAUAUUAUCAUUGGCUUUUUGUACUUUUUUAUGCAAUAUUUUUUGUGCGUGUUGAGGAUGAUGAUGAUGUUUAGCAAAUCCGAUAUUAAUUUGUUUUAAGUCUUCCCUUAUUUUACUAAACUUUCAUUGAUAUUAUGCCUCGUUUUGUGAUCUCGUAAAACUAUUGUAAUAUUUCCUUGUCGUUUGGGUCACAGGGGAUAAUUGACCUCUGUGGCACCAAGGCUGAUAGGGUCAAAGGUCACGGGGGUUAGUUAUGUCCAUUAAACUGUAAUGAGAGGCUUAAUGUGUAUAUAGACGUGAUGAAUGUUUGUAAGACUAAAAUUAAAGUGUUAUACGAAUUGUGAACCUUUAAAAUGACUUCAGAACACCAUUGUGAUUUAAAAGAAAGGUGAUACUGAUAUUAGGUGAUUGAAGACACACUAGAAACAUUAUCAUUUAUCCACAUACAUACUUAAAACCUCUUAAAGAACAGUAUGGCAGCCCAGUGUUUAACCUCUUGACUUGAACCCCUUAAAGAUGAUGAUGUGUUGUGAACCUCAGAUGUGACAACAGGGUAAACAAACACAAAAUAAAAACGCUCAUUAGAUUAGUUUUGCUUUCACUUACAGCUGCUGCUACUACUACUACUACUACUACUACUAUUAUUAUUACUAUUACUACUAUUACUACAGUCUGUUUAUAUCAUCAGCAGAGUUUGUUUAAUAUUAGCUGUUGUGAUGUGAAAGACAUUUGUUUACUAUAACGGCAGACAGUCUUAUGGUUAAGUUUUGUCUGCAUCAUUGUCUGCUCUCGUCUCUUUGUCUUCCACCUGGUCAUAUGAGGUCUGUUAAAAUGGGUCUCACUGUUUACAUCAACAGAAUCGGGUGUUUACAAGAGCAGACUAUUUACGCAAGAGCAGAAAUGUCCGUCUGCUUGUUUUUUGUUUGUUUUUCUGUUGAUUGUCUGCUCCAGUUUACUAUUACGUCCAUUACCUGUGCAUCUGAGGUGUGUUAUUAAGGAUAUUUUUAUAUAUAAUUAUUUGUAGACGCGCGCACUGUUUUACUGACAAUGAUAGCAUUUAAAAUGAUUAAAAUAAACAUAUUUAAUGAA